AUGCUGCCGUUACCGAAGAUCUGGUUCCUCUUUCUCGUGGGUUUACGGUCUCGCUCUUCCAUGCCCUCGAGCGCUGUGGCGGCGGCCAAUGUUGGAGGCACUUCUACCGGUAGCGACGAUCCCCUUUCGGGAUUCCAUGUUGAUGCGAUCGACGACGAUACGGUGGACGACAGAGGCACUGCUAAUAAUGAGGCUUCCACCACCAUAGCGGGAGAACGACAGUUCGAAACCCAGUUGAUCCUGACCCACAGAGUCCACUGUACAGAUCAACACAAAAGAUUGCUACCCCCAGAGUGGACUGGCACGACAGAACUACUGCUAGUAUCAGCCAAAUCCAAAGAUUGGAUUCCAGUACAAGAUAUUGCCCAAAUGGAAUCUCUCCUAUUGGAUACCCUCAACCACCACCACAAAGCCAGUCAGCUUUGGCAGGAAGUACCAAGACCACCGGCCUCGAGAUCGAGGCUAGUAUCAGUUCAUGCCCAACCUCAGGGGUUACUGAGAUUACCCCCCGAACAAGAGAAUCCUACAACUUCCAGGGAUAAGGAAGUUGUAGUAGAGUUGGAAAUGACCUACACAAUUCGGGGUAUCUGUGGAGGUCCCAGUUGUUCCGGGCCAGUACCCGAAGAGCACCAUGACAUUCUGAGGACAGCUGGUUUUCUGCCAUCGAGGGGUCCCAGCCAUCAUCAGUCCAUGCCACCUGAAACCAAGUCAGGACGAGGGCUUCGUGGCCAGGGGCAACCACUAGAAGAAGAACAACUAACGUCGUCUGAAACCAACAGUAUGGGCGGCUAUCAGGAAUUACGCGAGGCCAUGCUGCAGAGGGCGCAGCUGUUGCUUUCCAGACAACAUCAACAGCACAGCGAUCAUGCUACGCAAAAAGGAGAAUCCUGUGGCGGAUAUAAUGAUUCUUGCCUGCAGAAGAAGAAGAAGAGGUCCACAUGGGAUCUUCUACAAGACAUCACAUCCAUCCGACCAUCCAAGAGGACCCACAGAAACCUGCAGAAUGAAGAGGACGACCUGAUUCAUGUGGUUGAAGUUGUGUGUGAUCCACUGGUACAGCAGCUGGAAACAGCUGUUGCCAUAGAUCUGUCAGGAGACUGGAGUGCUUUGAUUCAAAGCAACAGGACCCUUGCCACAGCUGAUGUCAAUGUUACCAUGACAGCUUCUGCCCUUCUUGAAGGAGCCUUUGUGGAGGCAUUCAAUCACAUCAUAUUUCCUCUCUGUGACUGGCCCCAUUUCCGCAAGGUCUGGGGAGCAGAACCCCAGACAGCAGCAUUUGAUCCCUUUGGAAAUGUCACCACCGUGACUUUUGAGGUACUGGCUGAGUGCAGGAAUUGUGGAUACGACACUCCUCUGUUCCACUCCUCCAAUGACACAACAACCACUGGUUCUGUGUUGAUACCGCUAAGCACAUCAACAGUUCGAACUCGACCAUCAAGCUUGGUCCGGCAAGAGUUUGGAUUGACAAAUGACGGCUGUCUCUGUCCUAGACCAGAUGACACUACAGAGUUCCGUGCUCCCACAUUCGAUGAAUUCAUGGAAGCUUUCAUGUUGGAAGUUGCCAAGAUCCAGCUUCCUCCAGUGGAUGACAUGGAGCUACAAGAGGUGCCAUGUGCCUCAGAUGUCACGGAGUUUACUACCUAUGUGUACAUUGACUUCCAGAUGAACCGCAGCAGUGAUUUUCAGACACUAUCAGAGCAAGAUCAAACUGUGCUGGAGAACAGCUUCAAGAGUCUCUACAACCAGCUCUCCUUCCAGUCUUGUGAUCCAUAUUUUCGCAGUGUCUCAGAGGCACAACUGGAGCUCAACACUGACACGGCCCUUGUUCGGCGGCGGCUGCAGCAACAGUUGGAUCUCAACCUUGCCUUUGCUGGGAACUCAACAAACACUAGCAACUACAACCAGACAGGGACUGCCCCCCCUCAUCAUAAUCCGAAUCAGACAUCAACCCCCCUGUUACGAGCAACAACUGGGGUGGCAGUUCUUCAUGUCUCUGCCCCCCAGAAGAUCAACGGAUAG
Molecule: messenger RNA, 2019 nt
Organism: Seminavis robusta
Lineage: Eukaryota; Bacillariophyta; Bacillariophyceae; Naviculales; Naviculaceae
Source: the annotation of a GenBank genome assembly